Messenger RNA from Parnassius mnemosyne (clouded apollo), 1116 nucleotides. Lineage: Eukaryota; Metazoa; Arthropoda; Insecta; Lepidoptera; Papilionidae. The record is from the annotation of a GenBank genome assembly.
AUGCUGAGCGGCGCAGUGAUGCAUCGUCAUUACAUGGAGUACCUCGUGGACACGGUCCGCUCCCUACCGGUCGUGCCAUUUUUGACGAACGAAUUCCCUGUGCCCAUGAGCUUUAAGGAUCGCCUAUUCAACACCUACAGCUUCGUAAAUAUGAUGUACUAUAUCUGGAGAGAUACAGCAAGAACUAUUUCCAUUUACGAGCAGCGUUUCGCACCUCUCGCAGCCGCUAGAGGAGUGUCGCUGCCUCCGUUCUCCGAGGCAAUGCACAAUAUUUCCAUUUUGUUUGUGAACUCGCACCCUUCGUUCACACCUGCUAUAAGCCUCCCGCCCAACGUGAUCGAGAUUGCUGGGUAUCACAUCGACGAGGUGACUCCACCGCUGCCUAAAGAUCUUCAAGAAAUUCUAGAUUCUUCGCCACGAGGCGCCGUCUAUUUCAGCUUGGGAUCCAUACACGAAUCCGCUGCUCUUCCCGAGAAGACCAAGCAUGAUUUGCUUAAGGUUCUUGGAGAGCUUCCAUAUACCGUGCUGUGGAAAUUUGAAGAAAAAUUAGACGGACUGCCUAAGAAUGUGCACAUCAGGUCGUGGAUGCCACAAGCCAGCAUUUUGGCGCAUCCAAACGUGAAGAUAUUCAUAUCCCACGGCGGUCUGCUCAGUACGCUAGAGACACUGCGCUACGGGGUUCCAAUAAUAACGAUCCCGGUCUUCGGCGACCAUGCCAGCAAUGCAGAACGAUGCGUGCAGGCCGGUUACGCACUCAAGAUUAAGCUGUCGUCCGACAUGGCUCCUGAACUCAAGAUAGCUCUCAACGAAAUGAUUUCUAACGACAAAUAUUACAAGAAGGUCAAGUCAUUAUCGAAGGUGUUCAACAGCCGACCGGUGAAGGAGAGUAAGCUCAUCUCGCAUUACGUUGAGCUGGCCAUCGAGAGUAAAGGAGCUUACCAUCUGCGUUCCAAGGCUAUUCUUUACAAAUGGUAUGAACUGUGGAUGUUAGACCAAGUAGUUGCUGUUCUAGCUGUCUUGUUCAUUUUCUACGUAAUAUUAAAGAAAAUCAUUAGUGCAAUUAUAAAGAAACUGGCGAAGGAUAGCAAAACGAAGAAGGACAAAAAGAACAAAUAG